AUGACUGUCUCUCAGCACCCCCGUCGCUUCAGCCAGUACCAGGCCCUCUCAUUUGACUGUUACGGGACGCUGGUGGACUGGGAAAAUGGCCUGCUGCAAGCCCUAGCCCCACUCCUGUCUCGACUACCUGAGGAUCACUCUCUACGUACCUCGACGGUAGAUGCUCUGUCCGUCUUUCAGAUAGCCAAGGCAGGCAUCAUGCAGCGCCACCCUACAAUGCUCUACACCGCAGUUCUACGCAAGGUAUACGAAGAAAUCGCCGCCUCCCUAGCGCUCGGAGUGACCCAGCACGAAGCUGAAGCAUUUUCCGACUCGAUUCAAAGAUGGCAAGCCUUCCCGGAUACACACGAAGCCCUACACCGACUAAGUCGCCACUUCCGACUGGCCAUCCUAUCCAACGUAGACAACGACUCUUUCCGUCAGACUCUCGCGGGCCCGCUCCACGGAGUGCAUUUCGACGUCAUCUGCACGGCCGAAGACAUCGGAUCCUACAAACCGGCGCAUCGCAAUUUCGAUCAUCUUCACUCCAAGCUCCAUGACCAAUUUGAGAUUGACAGGAGCCAGGUGUUGCAUGUCGCACAGAGCCUGGUGCAUGACCACGUCCCUGCCAAAGAAUUGGGGAUUGAUAGCGUGUGGAUCUCGCGAGGCAAGGAGCGGAGGAGCGGGAUGGGCGGGGAUUUGCAUGUAUUGCAGGAUCGGGUUUCUUUUUCUUGGAGAUUUGAUGGUUUGGAUCAACUUGCCACGGCAGUGGAGGAUGAGUGCUCUUGA
Messenger RNA from Aspergillus campestris IBT 28561, 768 nucleotides. RefSeq names its product HAD-superfamily hydrolase. The coding region runs from base 1 to 768 and encodes 255 amino acids. The transcript has a single exon. The record is from RefSeq and is a predicted model, not a curated record. Lineage: Eukaryota; Fungi; Ascomycota; Eurotiomycetes; Eurotiales; Aspergillaceae.